Messenger RNA from Gossypium arboreum, 949 nucleotides. RefSeq lists its product as uncharacterized. Lineage: Eukaryota; Viridiplantae; Streptophyta; Magnoliopsida; Malvales; Malvaceae. The record is from RefSeq and is a predicted model, not a curated record. Gene Ontology annotation, cellular component: chloroplast thylakoid membrane; chloroplast inner membrane. The transcript has 5 exons. Bases 154 to 630 code for a protein of 158 amino acids.
AAGAAGGGGCAUAUCCGUAAACAGAAAAAAUAAAAUCUAAUUGCAUCUAUAUAUAUAUAAUAAUUUCAUUUUCGCUUCUCUAUUUUUCCUUGAAAACCAACCAAAAAGGUCCAACUAAUUUCUCUUUGGUUUCGUUCUUUCACUAGAUCUCUCAUGGCUUCCUGCAUCGCUCCCGUUUCCAUCUCAGGUGGUUCUCAUCUUCAGGCAAGUGAAAUUUGUUUCGCUAAGUCCAGCACCUUUGGCAAAACACCAAGUUUGGCAGUUCAGAGGAAACCAAUGGCAUCCAACCAUCGGUUUUCUGUUUGUGCAGAGUACCGUGAUGGCACCAAGGGUGGAGGAAACGAUUUUGCUGCUGGUUUUCUUUUAGGAGGUGCUUUAUUUGGAACUCUGGGAUAUAUUUUUGCACCACAGAUUAGAAGAUCCCUGUUAAAUGAAGAUGAAUAUGGAUUCCGGAAGGCAAAGCGACCAAUUUACUAUGAUGGAGGUUUAGAGAAAACGAGGCAGACCCUGAAUGCAAAAAUCCGCCAACUCAAUUCUGCGAUUGACAAUGUAUCCUCGCGUUUGAGAGGUGGAAACAAUUCACCAAGUGUGCCGGUUGAGACAGACCCUGAAGUAGAAGCUACUAUGUAAGACAUAUUUCAAUGUGAUUAGUCAUGAAGUUCCAAGUUUACAGUGAUUGAUGGAUUUACCUGUUCUGCUAUGAAUUCUGAAUUCCAAGUGUUUGAGAAUUUUAUACGGGAUUAAUGCAGUUUUGUUAUGUUUUUAGUGUUUUUUUUCUCUUUCCGGGAUCGAAUGAAUGAGAUUAGCGUAAACGAGAGAAAGAAAUUAUGUAAUUAAGCUUGGAUCCAGAAUUUGCCUGGGAUGGGAUGUGGCAUAUAAAAUUGUACUGCAGCAGGCAUUCUGUUACAUUUGUGAAUCUACUACUCAGGAUUUCAAUGUUGGGUUGGAA